ACAAAAAAUAUCGAUCAGUAGGCCAUCCACAUACAUUUUACAUGGUAAAUCAGUUUCUAAAAGACAAUACAACAAAAUCUGCUCUAUUAAAAUGCGAGAACGAAAGCACCGAAAGAAGGUGAGCUUACAGGAGGAGCGCAAGGAACGAAUUUUGAAAUUUCUUCGCGAAAAUCGAGAUUCCCAGCCUAUUACUUUAGCGGAUAAGAGAACACCUGCGAGCCAAAAGAAACCACCUCAAAGUGUGGGUGUGCGAAGGUGUGCGAAGAAGGAUCUUACUUCGUGUUUGAUCGCAACACCGCCAAUUACUCCGCGAUUGACAGCCGGUGAGAACAACCCCGUCGUACGAAGAACAGGGAAGCAGCCCCGGGACGAUGAAGAGUGCCAGUUCAAUGCACCGGGUAUAUUCUUCCUUAAGGGACGAAACGAAAAUCUAAGCAACCAAGAAGUGUUCUUGAAACCCAUGAAACCCAUACGCCAGGAGCUGAAGAAUAAGUGCGACUUCUUUCCAAAAUAUGUGGACCCGUCUCCCUUCAAAGACAAAAUGACCCAGACGUUAUAUAGGGAGUCCUCGGCGCAGACUUUGCCCUAUUUGCCUGAGAUCUACGACUACGACAAAGCCCGAACCCUAGAGCUCUUUACUCUGCCCUCAAUUCUUUCAGGCGACAAGCCACCAGGACUUUAUGAGGUAGAAGUUUUGGAGCGCUCUCGAAGGCGUCGAAAGUUCUUGGAGGCACUAAAGAUAAACUUUAAGACCCAGCGGCUAAAUGAUCGACAGCUGGGCAUAAAUCGGUACAAUUCGAUUUUUGAGGCCCUCGAAUGGGAGCACUGGGUGGAGCGGGAGGAACAGAUACAGGACUGCCAGAUGCGGCGGCUGGAGAUUGUGAUCAAGAUGUUUGACAAGCGGGAGAGGGAAAUGCACGCCGCCUCCAAGACGCGAUUGGAACGAGGAUGCGAACUGAUCGAGAAGCGUCGCAGGGCGGCUUUGCACAAGAAUGAGAUCGAGUACCAGCGUGGCAUGCGCCGCAUAAGCAAGGAACUGGGCAAGACCUCGAUUAGAUGGGAGAAGCAGACACCCAUGUACUCCCUGGGAUCCCCCUGCUCCGAGUUCUAUGCUCCGCAAUUGAAAUACGGGGUGGAUCCGGCUCGUCGCAGUUUCUCUUCCACCACGGCCACCCGAGCCUUCAACAUGAGAAUCGACGAGCUGGAGAGGCAAAUAAAUCUCAGAAUAGUGGAGUGCCCAUUCGCCAAGCUAAAGCAAUGGUCUCAGCCCAAACGGCGGCUGUUGGAGAUCGAGCAUCGUUUCUGCAAGGAGGAGCACUUGCAAAGCCUUUACAAAUCUCUGAAGACCCUGAGGGCCAGCUAUGAAGAUCACAGGCCAAAACCCGAGUGCCUCAAGGUGCGCCAUAUGGAACCGUUUAAAACUGGCAGAUACGGCAGGAUGACCCUGGCAACAAUUAAGAGUUUCACCAGCCUCUAUGCAAGGAAUGAGGAAGUGGCACCCGACUCCUAUAGGACCUCGCAAAGGGAGGCUUUCGAGCAGCAUAUUAAACGGCAGAAAGCCCAGAUCCCGGCCGAAUAUGCUCAAAAACUAGCGAGGGACGAAUCGAAAAGCGACCUAAAAAACAUGAUGGUCGCGUACGAGGGCAGCUUGAUCGGCCACAUGAUGCAGUUCCUCAGCGAUGAAAUGGCUCGGCUGAAGGAGCAGCGUCGUCUGCACUUUUUUUCGGUUUUGGCCGAAAAAGAGCGUUGGCGGCGCCAGGCAACCGAGGCGGGAUUGCGGCAGAAGGAGAACGCGAUGAGGAUGCUCUACGAGGAGAUGUUCCAGCAAAUCAAUGUCAACCGCUUUGAUGUCAGUGAUCACUUUGUCCACAGUAUCCUGACCACCGACUUGGGUCACAUAGCUGCCAACGAAGCAGCCGAGACAGUCACCGAAAUGGCUAAGCAAAUUGAUGUGGACAUAGAAAGAUGGCUGGAGAGUUUCAAGCUGAUACAAAAUCCUCUCAACUACAUUCCUCUGCGCCUGAUGCUGCAGGACAUGGUCUGCCCGGACUUAAAUGCUGCACUGCAGCGCCACGAGAAGACCAUGAUUGCCCAGUACAUAGUGGACGAUGUGAUCUUUGCCAGAAUGUGGAGGGAACUGGAGCCGUAUGACAUAUCAAGCACCCUGACCAGCGAUCUAAUUGACCGUCUCAUCGACAACGAUCUCUACUUAUUCUCCUCUGAGAGUGAAAGUGAAGCAAACCAGAAAACAUCCUGGUACGAAGCCCAUGCCAUUAUCCGGAAACUUAAAAGACAGUCGGUUCCCGGCAAACGCUGGAAAGAGGAGGCCGAACGCAUCGUUUACGAGAACUACAAUGAUCUGUUGGAUAAUAUUUUUGAUGAAAUUAUUUACAACAUGGAAAAUCCACCACCCAUCGAACCGGUCGUAAUACACGCAGAGUAUUCAAACGAAAGCCUUUUGGGCACAAAGGACAUUCUAAUGAAUAACAGGUUUUUCGCCCAACUACAGGGAAAUCAAUCUGAUACGAGUGCCUAUGACAGGCGGAUAGUUAAAAAUCAAAUUUUAAACCUAGUCAAGAAGAAGAAUCGACUUUCCAAAAGCAACCUCGACCCAGAUGAAAUAUAUAAGAGACCCCCACCACCGUCGAUGGAUCUGAAGUAUCUAGAGACAGAGGCGGCAGAUGCCGAAAGCGAUGACCCUUGGCCCUGGCUUCCAAAUUGCCCAACUCCGAGCCUCUCAGAAGUAAAUGUUGAUGAAAACGUCCAUUUUACAUCGGCAGUUACCUGGAAUCCGAAGUAAAAGAUAUAAAUGAAAGAGAGUAGGGAUGGUGUUAUCCCAAACUUAUAUUUUUACAAUAUUCUAUCUGUAUAUUUUUAAUAAACAUUAUUGCUACAUGUU
This is a messenger RNA of Drosophila biarmipes, 2899 nucleotides long. Its product is annotated as cilia- and flagella-associated protein 91. The record is from RefSeq and is a predicted model, not a curated record. Bases 92 to 2800 code for a protein of 902 amino acids. The transcript has 3 exons. NCBI's taxonomy places the organism in Eukaryota, Metazoa, Arthropoda, Insecta, Diptera, Drosophilidae.